AUGUUUAGGGCCGUCGAAACGCUCAUCAACUGCCUGCAAAUUCUCAAACUUGGCUACAAAAACCGAGUGCGCACCCUGGAGAAAAUAGGGGCCGACGAUGCCCACGUUCAACGAUCCAAGAAUGCCAGCACUGGCUUGCCCUUUGAGAAGUGGGAGCUGUAUCAGUGGAAACUAGUCAAAGAGCAAAUGUUUCCACCCUUCUUCGUGGAGUCUGAGAAGCUUUGCGUUCCUGCCAAGUUCCUUUGCCUUAAGCGAUUUGCUGCUUUGGCGAAGAUUGAGAUUCCCUCCGCGUUCACAGGACGGUUAGAAGACAGUAUUCUAGCUCAUCUUUUCUAUGAACUUACCUUGAUCCUAUUGAAGGAUGCUCUGGGGGAUGGGAUACACAAUCACCCUUUCGCAAGGUAUUUGGCAGGAAAGGUUCGACAGAAUGACGAGGAUGGCAUUGCUUCCGCUUCUGCAUCUUCUUGCCCCGAGGCAUUCUUCAAGUUCUCGUGUAGCUUGCCUGCUAUGCCUCCGGAUCACAUGGAAGAGGACAGUGGAGAUCUGUGA
This is a messenger RNA of Penicillium subrubescens, 549 nucleotides long. RefSeq lists its product as uncharacterized. The record is from RefSeq and is a predicted model, not a curated record. The coding region runs from base 1 to 549 and encodes 182 amino acids. NCBI's taxonomy places the organism in Eukaryota, Fungi, Ascomycota, Eurotiomycetes, Eurotiales, Aspergillaceae. The transcript has a single exon.